This is a messenger RNA of Gordionus sp. m RMFG-2023, 1724 nucleotides long. RefSeq names its product transcriptional regulator ATRX homolog. Gene Ontology annotation, biological process: monoatomic ion transmembrane transport; nervous system process; signal transduction. Gene Ontology annotation, cellular component: plasma membrane; neuron projection; synapse. NCBI's taxonomy places the organism in Eukaryota, Metazoa, Nematomorpha, Gordioida, Chordodea, Parachordodidae. The coding region runs from base 62 to 1561 and encodes 499 amino acids. The transcript has 5 exons. The record is from RefSeq and is a predicted model, not a curated record. Gene Ontology annotation, molecular function: transmitter-gated monoatomic ion channel activity involved in regulation of postsynaptic membrane potential; excitatory extracellular ligand-gated monoatomic ion channel activity; transmembrane signaling receptor activity.
UUUAGAGUUUUGGAGAUUAAUUUUAAAAAUAAAAAAAAAUAUUUUUAAAUUUUCAUAAAAUAUGCAUUCGACAAUUUUCUCAGGUUUGAUUCUCGCAAACGUUUUGAUAGGAUCCUGUCUUCCAGCAUCCGUUCCAGCAAAAGCUUUAAAAGUUCCUAACACCUACUAUGGCUGGGAAAGCAAAUUGAAGAAAGAUUUACUCGAUGAAUACGAUUCCGACGUGAUUCCAAUCAAAGAAAUCGGCAAACCUAUAAUUGUCAAGGUUGGGUUAUCUUUAUCGGCCGCUCACAAAAUCGACAUCGAGAAGCACAAAUUUUCCGGCAAUUACUUUUAUAAAAUGGAAUGGAAAGAUGAGCGUCUAAAAUGGGACCCUUCUGAAUACGGAGGCGUAAAGACGGCGUUUUCAUUCGGCUCUGACGACAUUUGGAUACCAGAUAUAACACUCUACUUUGGUUCUAUAGAUGAGCCAGAUGCUUUAACCAAACCUCCUUACACAAUAAUUCGCAAUGACGGAACAAUCGUGUGGGUUCCUCAGGCCAAGAUAAAAAUUUACUGCCAACCUGAAUAUCCGAAGAGAACACCAUCAGCUACCGAUGAAUCAGAAAUUGAAGGACACCACCACUCCAUUAAACAUCAUCAUCACGAUUUCUCUGUGGAAGACACCCUCAUAAUUAUAAUGAACAUGUCGGCCCCUGAAAACUCCUCAACCGAUGGCUCCGAAGAUGUAAACUCCGCGUCUAGUUUAGAUAAAUCGGAAGCGGUGGGAGCGAAAACGGAAUCCAAAAAAGAAGGCCAAGAAAGUUUAGAAAAAGCUGUAAAAGAAAUAAAGGAGAAAAGUAAAGGAAAACAGGAAGACGAAAAGAAUGAAGAAGACGGGGAAAAGAAAGAGAAGAAAAAAAAUAAGGAAAAGAAGGAAAAGGAGGAUGAUGAUGAUGACGACGAUGACGACGACGAUGACGACGAAAAAAAGAAAGGCAAAUCUAGAAGGGGAAUUUUCAAAAAAAGGCAUAAUAAACGGGCAUGGAGUCGACCCGGAUUCAAAUUCAGUAACAAACCUAAAACUAAGCACCAUCAUGGUAAAUUUCACAAAUUAGACGGUUUAAUUGAACAUUGCGAUAUUAAAUUCGGUUCAUGGAUUUAUGAUAUCGAGUAUAUUAAGGUGGAACCGUUCACGAACGAAACGGGAGUCAAUAUGGAAUACUUACAAUUCACCCACAUCAACGAUUCGAAUAAAAAUGAAUCCAGCUCCCAUGAUAAGGAAGAAUAUUCCGAUUCUUUGAACAUAACCAUGGGGCCUACAGAAAAGAAUGCAUCUAAAAAUUCCAGCGUAUCUUCUAACGAUAACGAUAUUAAAAAAAAUACCUCCGAUAGUUCUGACAUCGAAGAAUGCGGCAAAGGAGUUUGUCUGACCCCUAGACACGAUAUUACUUGGAAAGUCAUCGAAAAUAAGAUUGAAACUCACCAAUCUAAAUAUCCCUGUUGCGAAAUGCCUUACAGCUACAUAACUUUUCAUCUAAAAUUCAAAAAGUUACAUCGCCAUCACCACAAGCAUCAAAACUAGCCGCAUGACUAUGUUUAUCAAAUUAUAUUUCGUAAAAAUUAAAUUUUUAAAAUCAUUAUUUAUACAAGUUAGUAAAUUUUUUUUAUAAGAUUCUUGAUUUACUUUGUAUGCAAGAGAUAAACUGCAAUAAUUUUUUUUUAUUAUAAUCAAAAUUUAGGUAAAU